AUGCCUACAGCACAGCCCCGCGACGCCAGUCUACGAGACCGCAGCAACGGCCAGGAACCAAUAUGUGGUCCAGCUCCAUCAGAUCCGUUGAACGAGACCCACGCCACUCCGUCCUUCCGAUCGACCCAUGCCAUGCAGCCGGAUCCGUUCGCCUAUUACAGAGCUUUCCUAGAUACGAGCUCGUCGCAAAUGCAACCGCAAACGCAAGGCCAAGGGCGCGAUCGGCAUUACAUCGCACAAGAUCACGAUGAUUAUGCCUGCCACGAUAUUACCGGGACCGGAGAUAUGCAGCACGCCAUGGAAUAUCAGCAGCAGGCCAGAGCUCGAGGCGUUCCCUACAAUCUUGCCGUUCGGCUCGCAAAUCGCUCCAAUGGCGCGCCUCUAGCCACUAUUGUGGAGCAAGGUUCUUACUCGACGCUAAACUCACAUGGCUCCCUCCUCAGCGUGGGCCGCUUCCCUUCACUCCGUGUGGUGGAAAAUGCCUCGCCGACGCGCUCGUCACACAGAAUCUCAUACACACCAGAAGAACAUGUUCUCCAGCGCAUCACAGAAGAUGUGCAGCGAGGGCAUCUGUUGAAAGCACCAAGCAAUACACACGAUGUGCCCUUGUGCAAGGAUUACAGCAACUCGUUCCGGGCUGAUGAUGCCGCAAUCCCAUCCGCGUUUCCCAGUCUUAAGCCAUCGCAAUCUAUUACCCAUCGGAAUGGCAAGGCCGACUCCGACGCUAGUACCAGCAAUGUCAAAAGCUUCUUUCGUGGCGUUAUACACAAUGUUCGAGCUGCCUCGAGAACCCGGUCUAGGUCGUCCUCGACGCAGAUGUCGCUCGUUGAGAACCAUAGCGAUCGGCCGGGUGCGAGCGAGGAUAGCCUACAAAGUCAAUUGCAGGCAUCUGACAUGUCUCAACUGGGCGAUGACACAUUUGACACGCCAUAUCGUUUCCCUACUGCAUCCCAGGCCCUAAGCGCGACUAAAGCGUUAGCUUCAGAGAAUCAGGCCAGAAACGGGCAGUCAUCCAUGGCUGAUCCUAGUUUCUCAGCUCAUGCGAUAGUCCCCAAUUCUGACGUCGACCCGUAUACGCUCGAGUCGCAAACGGCAUUUGGAGCCGUGUCAAAGCUAUUACCACCGUCGGCUACAGUCCGCCCGCGUGAACGGUCCUCUUCUGUGCGUCUUGUGUACCCGGAAGCACGCGAUGGGGCGCACGAUGGCGGUAGCGCUAGAGUACCAACGCUGUCAAACGAGGCCAACAACACUAUCUCAGCUGGACACACAUUUUAUGGUGCAGGUAAGAACAACCAUUCACUCACAGAGCAUGACCACGCGACUGAGGCUAGUCACAAUGCGAGCUUCUGUAGUACCAUGUCCACUUCCUACUCGGGAACAGUAGUUGGUGUCGAUGUCGACCUUCAGCACGACUUCCCUCAUCCAGUGCGUCCCUCGCGUUCGCCCACACCUAUCGCGCCAGUAUGGUUCACUCCGCAGAUGGCCGAGCUAGAACGGCAAGCUUCACUCUCUGAGUCACCUCCGGAGCCGGAUCAAGUUGCUGAGGCAGAACCUACGCGUCGCUCAAUCACCUCAUCCGCAUUGACGUCUUUACUACCAAUAGCUGCAGCAUCGGGCAUCGUUCGCCCCAACUACGACACACCGAAGAUUUCAUUCUUCUCGCCGUCCGGCAAUCUUAUCCAGCCAGAGGGUAGUUCGACGCCAGGCACUACGAGCGCUUCGGACUUCAGCGGCUCACCCACUGCAACCACAUCGUACUACGAUAACAAAACCACACCUGCAACCUAUCGUGCGUUCCCGACAACGACAUGCCUGCCACCCCCAAGGCCCUCUUUGAGGCCAAUGACCACACCACCCACAUCCUCGGUUCCGCUCCCUAUGCACCUACGUUUCCAUCACAACUUCAAACGCCCUGAGCAGUCGCAGAUCGACUCUACGGUUGGCUCCAUAGACUCGUUCAUCUUGCCUGCACCAUCAGCUCGAUCAUUCGCCGAGGACCUCAAAUAUGAGGCGAGGUUCCACAGAGCCCGAUUGAUCACGGCCAUCAUCGCAAGUUGCACCUCGUCUGGAAAAGGAAGGGUCCUUCGCAAGCGAAAGGCUGCGAACCGUAGAGCCGCAGCAACCGCAUACGUUAGCAUGCCCCGAAGCUGCGCAGGUGAGGCUACAGCCAGACCUAGAAAGAAACGAGUACACCCCCGUCAACCCACAGCUCGGCGCGAAGUAGGGGUCCUCGGACCGCUUGCCGGGCACAUACUGCGGAUUUGCUUCUGCCAGCCAUACGACGGUGCAGGCAAGACGACAGCCAACGGCACUACCAACAAGACGUGCAUUGGCAAGAGCAGCAACCGCACAGCAAACACGCAGAGCGUAUCGAAGAAGGAAAGCCCUCGCUCCAACGCAAACGACGUCGACGUGGAUGCAGCCUUACCCAACGCGCGGGUCGUGACCGGAACCGAACGGAAGGUCAGCAAUACCGUACGCCAGCGCACCACGGUCCGCAAGGAGAAGAGGCACUCGUCCACCGGCUCGAAUCACCACUCCAGAACGCGCAGUGACAGUGCCGUCAGCGUGGGUGUGGCACCCAGCACCGCUACCGCGCGUGGCUAA
Molecule: messenger RNA, 2607 nt
Organism: Alternaria viburni
Lineage: Eukaryota; Fungi; Ascomycota; Dothideomycetes; Pleosporales; Pleosporaceae
Exons: 2
Coding region: 1-2607 (868 amino acids)
Source: RefSeq, a predicted model, not a curated record